ACAAUGGUCUUAUUCAAAAUAAAUCAGUCGUUUGCGCUAUUGAUUCGCACAAGUAUAUACGAGAACCCACAAGUUAUGAUACAUGCCUGGAUAUGUGGAAUCAACAUGAGAUUUUACUUUUAACAGGCCGGUUUUAUGUUAAGAUCACGCUUUGUGGCAAGUCUCAGAUUCAAGCUUUUGCAAAGGACAAAUUCUGCCUGGAUUCAUAUUCAGUUCUAUGCAUGUAUUCAAUUGUGAAAGACUGACGCCAUCACCAUGAUAGAUCUCCUUGGAGAGUCAACCUUACCACAGGUCAAUGGAUUGACCAUCACAGCUACACUUGGUGUUGCAGCCAUCUCUCUGGCCUUAUGGACGAUAGUCAGACCUAGGAACUUCCCUCCAGGACCCAGAGGAUUCCCUCUGGUUGGAAGUCUCUUCUCAUUUAAUGAUAGCAUGGAGAAGAUUUUCCCGGCCUGGAUAAAGCAGUACGGUGAUAUAUUUGCCUUUAAGUUGGGUGAACAUUGGAUGGUCGUCUUAAACCAUCAAGAGAUCGUCAAGGAGGCUCUUCUCAAGCAGGGUGUCCAAUUUGCAGGCCGUCCACGGUUCCCAUCAGGUGCUUUAUUUUCCGAUGGAUACAAAGAUAUCGCUUUCGGAAUGUUCGAUGAUACUUGGAAAAUGCAUCGUAAACUAGGACACACAGCUCUGAGGCACUUCGCUACAGGAGAAGCCCUCCACAAGCUACUCUCAUCCGCUUUCCCUAAGUUGAAAGUUGAGGUUGAAAAGACAAUAGGUCAACCAGUCGAUCCGAAAAGCUUCAUCUCGCUUCUCUUGAACAAUAUCUUCUCUGAGAUGUGCUUCGGAAAGAGUUUCGACAUGCAUGACCCGAAGAUCCUCGAGUUCAUGAAGAUCUCCGAUGAUCUUAAUCUAGAGGUAGGUCUAGGGUUUCCUGAGGAUAUAUACUCAUUUCUAAAGUACGUUCCUUCCAAAAAGCGUGGCAUUUGCGUGGGGCUGAUGAAUAGGAUGAGGGAUAUUGUCAUCGACCAGAUCGCAGAUCACAAAGAACAGCAUGUAAAAGGUGAAGUAACUGACAUCUAUCAUCUGCUACUUGAUGCCCAGGAGAAAGCAAUUGAGGAGGAUAAGAACCUGGAGAAACUGAGCGAUGAUCGAAUCCUCUGGACUAUCAUGGAUAUUUUCAGUGCUGGUAUCCAAACAUCCACAGACACCCUCUAUUGGGCUUUGGCAAUGGUCACCGAACACCCCGAAAUCGCUGAGAAGAUCAGAACGGAAAUCGACAGUGUGAUAGGGCGUGAUCGCGUCCCCAAGAUCGAGGAUCGUGGAACCAUACCAUACACGGAGGCAACAGUUUAUGAAGUGUUGCGUUAUUCAUCCUUAGCACCAGUUCUCAUCCCCCACGCCACGACUUGUGAUACUACUUUGCGAGGUUACAGUAUCCCCAAAGGCACUACAGUGAUGAUGAACGUCUUCUCCAUGCAUUUUGAUCCUCGAGAAUGGAAAGAUCCCGAGAACUUCUGUCCAGAGCAUUUUCUUUCGGAAGACGGCACAAUCCGUGAGCAUCCACCGAGCUUCAUGCCGUUCGGGGCUGGCCGUCGAGGAUGUCUAGGGGAAGCCGUGGCCAAGGCCGAUCUAUUCCUCAUCUUUACCUGGUUCAUGCAGAACUAUACCUUCAGCAAGGUUCCUGGCAAAGAAAGUGAGAGCCUCACCAACAUGAUUCCCAAGUCUGCUGCCGGAAGGGUCCUUCUUCCCUAUGAGAUUGUGAUGAACAAGCGGGAAUGACUAGACACAGGACUAUGUUGGUGGCCCGGCACGACAUGUUCUCCGCCGUGAAAGGGUUGUUCAUUGUACGAUUCAAAUUCGAGUUCAAAUCCAUACUCAAAUUCGUGUUUAUUCAUUUCCGACAGGAAAAAAAAUUACAAGAUUGUUACACUUUAUUAGAUUCGAUGGUAUAAUAUUGUAUAAUAUUUUGUAUGUUCUUAUAUUUUGUAAACAUGUAUAUUUCAGCCACUGGCUGCCAAUCAUGUAUUGCCAAUAAACCACUACUAUUCUGGUAUAACUCGGCAUUAACAGAUAAAAAGCGUACGUGCAUAAAUAAUUGUGUUUUAUCCCUCGGUAUAGCAGCUACACUAAUUAUAAAGAGUCCCAUUGCAGGCUUACCAUGGACUGUACAAUGCAGAAUUGUGAUAUUGUGCAAUUAGCGGAUCACACAUGAGAAAUAGAGUCGUGUGAAAAUCUU
This is a messenger RNA of Lytechinus pictus (painted urchin), 2230 nucleotides long. Its product is annotated as steroid 17-alpha-hydroxylase/17,20 lyase-like. Gene Ontology annotation, biological process: hormone biosynthetic process; progesterone metabolic process. Lineage: Eukaryota; Metazoa; Echinodermata; Echinoidea; Temnopleuroida; Toxopneustidae. The coding region runs from base 256 to 1773 and encodes 505 amino acids. The transcript is spliced from 11 exons. The record is from RefSeq and is a predicted model, not a curated record. Gene Ontology annotation, molecular function: steroid 17-alpha-monooxygenase activity; iron ion binding; heme binding.